Myotis lucifugus (little brown bat) is the source of this 4733-nucleotide messenger RNA. RefSeq names its product TNF receptor associated factor 6 (gene TRAF6). Gene Ontology annotation, cellular component: plasma membrane signaling receptor complex. The record is from RefSeq and is a predicted model, not a curated record. Gene Ontology annotation, biological process: positive regulation of JNK cascade; regulation of apoptotic process; interleukin-1-mediated signaling pathway. The coding region runs from base 338 to 1951 and encodes 537 amino acids. The transcript has 8 exons. Lineage: Eukaryota; Metazoa; Chordata; Mammalia; Chiroptera; Vespertilionidae. Gene Ontology annotation, molecular function: tumor necrosis factor receptor binding; ubiquitin protein ligase activity; zinc ion binding.
CUCCCCGGAGGGCCCGGGGACCCGGGAAGGGGGGGCCUGCGGGCCGAAAGAUCGGCGUCCGGGCCGCCUGGGCUCGGAGCGCAGUCUCCGUUCUCUCCUGCUGCCCUGGCUGAGCGGCGUCGUGCGGGCGGAGGAGGCGGCGGCCAGAGGACGAAAGCGACCGGGAACCAGACCAAACUCACAGCCUAGGUAUGUGCCUUGACCCAGAAUCGAACCCACGACCCUUUGGUGUACAGGACAACACUUCAACCAACUGAGCCACACCGGCCAGGGCCUGGGAGCUAUUUUUAACUUUUCGAAAAUAAUAUGUCAAAGAGUAAUUGAUAAGCUCGUUACUAUGAGUCUGCUAAACUGUGAAAUCAGCUGUGCCUCCAGCCAGUCUGAGAGCGACUGCUGCGCGGCCAUGGCCAGCUCCUGUAGUGCUGCAGCAAAAGACGACAGCGUGGGCGCCACUGCCAGCACAGGGAAUCUCUCCAGCUCUUUCAUGGAAGAGAUCCAGGGGUACGACGUCGAGUUUGACCCACCCCUGGAAAGCAAGUAUGAAUGCCCCAUCUGCUUGAUGGCGUUACGGGAAGCAGUGCAGACACCAUGCGGCCAUAGGUUCUGCAAAGCCUGCAUCACCAAAUCAAUAAGGGAUGCUGGUCACAAAUGUCCUAUUGAUAAUGAAAUACUGUUGGAAACUCAACUCUUUCCUGACAAUUUUGCAAAACGAGAGAUUCUUUCUCUGAUGGUGAGGUGUCCAAAUGAAGGGUGUAUGCACAAGAUGGAAUUGCGGCAUCUUGAGGAUCAUCAAGCACAUUGUGAGUUUGCUCUUACGAAUUGUCUUCAAUGCAACCGUCCAUUACAAAAGUGCCAACUUAAUACUCACAUUCUCCAGGAGUGUCCAAGAAGACAGGUUUCUUGUAAGAACUGUGCUAUGUCAAUGGCAUUUGAAGAUAAAGAGAGCCAUGACCAGAGCUGUCCUUUGGCAAAUGUCAUCUGUGAAUACUGCAGUACCAUGCUCAUCAGAGAACAGAUGCCUAAUCAUUUUGAGCUAGACUGCCCUACAGCCCCAAUUCCAUGCACUUUCAGUUCUUUUGGUUGCCAUGAAAAGAUGCAGAGGAUUCACUUGGCACGCCACCUACAAGAGAACACCCAGUCACACAUGAGAAUGUUGGCCCAGGCUGUUCAGAGCUUAAACCUGGCUGCAGCUCCCAUGCCUCAACGAUACGAGCCUGCAUCUCUGGCUCGGGUCCCCUCUGGGUGUAACUCAGAGGUCUACAAUUUUCAAGAAAUCAUUCAACAGUUAGAGGGUCGCCUUGUAAGACAAGACCAUCAAAUCCGGGAGCUGACUGCGAAAAUGGAAACUCAGAGCAUGUAUGUCAGUGAGCUCAAACGAACUAUUCGAACCCUUGAGGACAAGGUUGCUGAAAUAGAAGCACAGCAGUGCAAUGGGAUUUACAUCUGGAAGAUUGGUAACUUUGGGAUGCACUUGAAAUCUCAAGAAGAGGAGAAACCUGUUGUCAUUCACAGCCCUGGGUUCUAUACAGGCAAACCCGGAUACAAACUCUGCAUGCGCCUGCACCUUCAGUUACCAACUGCUCAGCGCUGUGCAAACUAUAUAUCCCUCUUUGUCCACACAAUGCAAGGAGAGUAUGACAGCCACCUCCCUUGGCCCUUCCAGGGUACAAUACGCCUCACGAUUCUUGAUCAGUCUGAAGCACCUAUCAGGCAAAACCAUGAGGAGAUCAUGGAUGCCAAACCAGAGCUGCUUGCCUUCCAGAGACCCACAAUCCCACGGAACCCAAAAGGUUUUGGCUAUGUGACUUUUAUGCAUCUGGAAGCCCUAAGACAAAGAACCUUCAUUAAGGAUGAUACUUUGUUAGUGCGCUGUGAGGUUUCUACUCGCUUUGACAUGGGCAGUCUUCGGAGGGAGGGUUUCCAGCCACGGAGCACGGACGCAGGGAUAUAGCAUCCCUCGUCGGUUUGUUUUUCUGAAAGCCUCCUGGAGAAAACGGCCUUUUCUUGCCCUGUUCGCAAUAAUAAUAUGUAAACAAUGAAAGCAGUGGAAAAAAUGGGAUCCCCACCAGUGAAUGUGGUGAAGGAGGUCGCUCUUGUCACUUGUACUUGUUUCUGUUACAAAUAUCUAAAGCAGUUUUUCCCUGGGACUCUACGUCCCCUGCUUUUUCAAGAUUGUUACUACUGACUACUGAAGCACCUAUGGCACAUGGUAGCAGCUACCUGUCAUUAGUAUACCUCUUUGUUGUGCUUUCAUGGGCCUUUUUCCAGAAAGUUCUAUCAAAAGCCCAGGGUUGGAGUAGUAAAGCUCAACCCUUUUAAUAGUCAUGGACGCUCCUUAAAACUUUAGCUUAUUUUUCUAGUAUUGUAUGUAAUAUAUUAAACUUGAGAAUCACUACCACCUUGUGCUGGUGCCAGUGGGAAGUUGCUACUAUAAAGCUGAGUUCUCAUUUUAUUUGACCACCGGUAGCCUUCAGAGGAUUUGAACUUCAAUCCUUGGAAAACUUAAGUUCUCAUUCACCCCGUUUCCCUCCGGGGUGUUACUAAGGAUAUUCAGGGACUAGUUUAAACCCUGACUAUUAACCUCACUUUUUUAGUGUGAACAUGUCUGUUGAAAAAUUCUUGUUAAAGCCUUUCAUCCUUCCUUGCUCACUUAUUUCUUCAAUACUACAAAGUAGCAUUUUCAGAGUUUAGAAUGCCAGCAGCUCAGUGUUGUGCUGUAAACCCCUUGAUGUCUAGUCAGUACAGAGUGCGGUCCACAGCCCUGCAGAUGUUCUCUGACGCUUAAUGCUGUAGACAAGGAGAGGCACACACAAUUACCAACAUAACAAUUUAAAAUGGCUCGGCUAGUCGGCUAAUACGCCUUCUCAGUGGUGGUGACAAAAGCUGUUUGAACCAGACAUUUUCAGCUUUUCUGAACACCCUCUGGUUUAGUUAAGUGGAACAAAAUUGAUUGUCAAAGAGCAAAAUUUCUUAAUACUUGGGAGAUCAUUGGUGCUCCCUGAGCCAUCACCAAACUAAGGUUGGAAGUCAUAGUGUUACAUCAGGACUUGGCUUGAGCAGUUGCUUUAGUCCAUACCUGGGGAGGACCAUGUAGAAUUCAUUAAAGUGGCUAAAUGCUCCUAAUAGGGAGAGAUGGCUUCUGUGUCAUUCUAUGUUUGUUAAAUUCUCAUUCACCCCGUUUCCCUCGGGGUGUUACUAAGGAUAUUCAGGGACUAGUUUAAACCCUGGCCUGUAGGUAUCAUGGUGACGUCUAGUUCUCAGGGUGUAGCUAGUAUGGGCUCUUCUCAGGAAUCUAAGGGCCUUCGUACCUUGCCACGAAGUGGUUCGAGAUUCUCCCCGGGAUCGCCACCAUGCGUGCACACUUACCCACCCCCAGAGCUGCCACUGCGCACACCCACAGCUUCACUCACGGGGGCAAGGGAAAAAGGCUUGCCUAUUACUCCUGUCAGUGCACUUUGUGGGAAAGAGAGGGUGUGUCUCUGAAGUUAAUUGUCACUAUAUGUCAAAGAGUUUAGAGAACAAUGAUUAAGGAAACAUUUUCCCGAUUGAUGAAAAAUAACUCAGCUAUACUAAUCUACCCCUGCUGGAAGGUUAUUAUGUAGCAUGCAGUGUAUUAUGUGGUGCAUAAUAAAAUUUAAAAAAAAAAGAAUCUAAGAGGACCCAUACACUAUACAGUUGGCACAAGGCUGUUUAAAGUUGUGUGGCCGUGAGAGAUUGUACUGCCUCUCCUGAGAAGCCAUUUCAGAGCCCCCGACCAGUGUUCAGGAUCAGCCUCAGAAAAAGCUAAAAACCGUAUGAUUUCACUCAUGUGGGUUAUAAAACUGAAACGCAGAGACACAGACGACCCUGUGAUGGUUACCAAAAGGAAGGGUGGGAAGCAGUAACGUGUAAAGGGGGCCAAAGUAUGGUGAUGGGAGAUGAUUUGACUUUGGGUGGUGGGCACACAAUGCAGAUCAUGUAUCAGAGAAAUCUACACUUGAAUACUAAUCUUACUAACAAAUGUCACCCCAAUAAAUUUAAUUAAUAAUUUAAAAAAGAAAAGAUCAGCCACAAUUUCAAGAGGAAGCACAGAGACUUUGUGGAGAAGAAAGCUUUCGGUUCCAGGCAGAGCCAGACUGGAAAGUCACUUUGACCUUUACCUUUACUUACCUCUCUACUCUCCCUCCCCACCCCACAUUUAGGCUCCUGCUCUGGUAGGUUUAUAUUCUAAAAUGAAAAUCACGCCUAGCCGGUUGGCUCAGUGGAUAGAGCAUCAGGCCCAGACUGAAGGGUCCCGGGUUUGAUUCUGGUCAAGGGCACGUACCUCAGUUGCAGGCUCCAUUCUGGCCCAUGCGAGAGGCAACUAAUCAAUGUAUCUCUCUCACAUGGAUGUUUCUCUGUGUCCACCCCCCGCCCCGUCCCUUCCAGUCUAAAAAUCAAUGGAAAAAUAUCCUCCGGUGAGGAUUAACAAAAAAUAAUAAUUAAAUGAAAAUCAAGGUCAUGCAGAGACCCUGUUCCCCAGUGCAUUGUCAGUACCCGCUGAUCAUCGACUAGGUGGCAGUCUGUCCCUUAGCUACCCCGCUUUCCAACUGGCUCCCUCUCUCUCGGCAGGGACCCCGGAACCCCUGCUGUCCCUGUGAUUGUGUGUCAGAGGAAAAGUAAUCGUCAUGUUCCAUUUACAAAGUAAAUGCUGUUAUUUUUGUUGCCUAGAAAAAUGUCUGAAGGAAAUAUAAUAAACUAUUUUUGAUGGCUUA